Molecule: messenger RNA, 1044 nt
Organism: Corylus avellana
Lineage: Eukaryota; Viridiplantae; Streptophyta; Magnoliopsida; Fagales; Betulaceae
Source: RefSeq, a predicted model, not a curated record
AUGGGGAUCAAAGAAUUUGAAAUGUCAGUCCAUGUCUCAACAUCACAGUUGCAGGCUCAAUCAAAACUGACUUGGAAAAAGGCCUUAACAGUGUCUAAUUAUAUUAUGGGUGCUGCACAAUUUUCCAAUCCAAAACCACCAUCUGAGGAGAAAGCAUCUGAUCAAUAUCAGACGACAAAUAAAGUAGCCCCUCAGACCUCAAUCACCUUUGUCUACCAAGCAAAAGUAGCAGAAUUUCUGCGCAAUGUAACAGUGACAUGGUGCAAAAAUCUCAUCAACCAUUCCCUUAGCAUCACCGUGGAAAACCCUUCUGAUGAAAAUAAACACACUUGCAAGGUUGAUAUAAGGGCUUGGCAAUUUUGGGGUAGAAAGGGUCUGAAAUCCUUCGAGUUAGAUGGGAAACUAGUAGGCAUUUUCUGGGAUUUUCGACAGGCAAAAUUCUCCAGCUCCCCGGAACCCUGCUCUGAUUAUUAUGUUGCCAUGGUCUCCGAUGAAGAGGUGGUUUUAUUGCUAGGGGACUUAAAAAACGAAGCUUUUCAAAGAACCAGAACAAGACCAUCCUUAGAAGAUGCUAUCUUGUUGUACAAGAAAGAGCAUGUGUAUGGAAAAAGAUCGUUUUGCACCAGAGCCAUGUUAGCUGAUGGUGGUAAAGAACAUUACAUUUUCAUUGAAACUUCUCUCCCCGGCGCCGGGCCCGGUGAUCCUGAGAUGUGGAUUAGCAUUGACAGCACAGUUUUGAUUCGAGUUAUGAACUUGAACUGGAGAUUUAGAGGAAAUGAGACGGCAAUGGUGAACAAUUUGCCCGUACAAAUUUUGUGGGAUGUGCAUGAUUGGUUGCAUGGAAAACCCGGGUCAGGCCGGCCUGGCCUCUUCAUCUUCAAGACGGGCACACCAGAAUGUGCAUCAGAUGAUGAUCUUGAUGAUGAUGAUCCUGAUGAUGAAAAUGAAGGUGGCAGUAUAUAUGGCUCUGCCUCAUCACAAGGAUGCCCAUCAACCCCAGAGUUCUGCCAUUUUUUAUAUGCCUGGAGAACUGAUCAUCAGUAA